UGGAGCCGCGGCCCAGCGCGCACCGAGCCCGAGCCCGAGCCGAGGCGGAGGCGGCGGCGGAGGACGAGGACGAGGAGGCGGCGGCGGCGGCGGCGGAGGAGGAGGCCGGGCCUGCUGCGCGGGAGGGUCGGGCCGGGCGCUGCGAGGCUCCGGGGCCGGGCCGGCCUUUCCUGCCGGCGGCGUCCGCAGCGGCCCUCGCGAGGAGGCCUCCGCCGCGCCCUUCCUGGUCCGGCCAGGCCAGGCCCGGCGCCCGCUCCGCCGGAGAUGCGGGAGCGGCGGGCGCUGAGGGCCGGGCCGAGCAGGAGGCCGGGGCGCGGGGCGGCGAAGGAGGCGAAGGCGAGGGAGGCGGCGUCCCCCUGAGGAGCGGCCGGUCUCGCCCUCCGGGGUCAUGGCUUCCGACCUGGAAAGCAGCCUCACCUCCAUCGACUGGCUACCGCAGCUUACUCUUCGGGCCACCAUUGAGAAAUUAGGGGGGGCUUCCCAGUCAGGCGCCCCGGGAGCUGGCCGGAAGUGUCCGCCUGGCUCUCCGACGGACCCCAACGCCACCUUGAGCAAGGAUGAGGCUGCCGUCCACCAGGAUGGGAAGCCUCGCUACAGCUACGCCACCCUGAUCACCUACGCCAUCAACUCCUCGCCCGCCAAGAAGAUGACCCUCAGCGAAAUCUACCGCUGGAUCUGCGACAACUUCCCCUACUACAAGAACGCGGGCAUCGGCUGGAAGAACUCCAUCCGGCACAACCUUUCGCUGAACAAAUGCUUCCGGAAAGUGCCUCGGCCCCGGGACGACCCUGGAAAGGGCUCGUACUGGACGAUUGACACCUGCCCCGAUAUUUCCCGGAAGAGGCGCCAUCCGCCGGAUGAAGAUCUGUCCCAGGAUUCCCCGGAUCAGGAGGCCAGCAAAAGCCCCCGGGGGUCCAUCUCUCUGGGCCCAGAGGCGUCGCUGUCCCCCGAGUCCAACCAGCAGCUCUCGAUGCAAAGCACACCCCCUCUGGGCAAUUACGGCCAGCAGAGCACUGGGCCAGUGGAGGUGGCCGCCACGGUGGCAGGCGGACAAGGCCGUGACGGGACCGAGGUGCCCCCUCCGCACUACAGCACCAGCAGCGACUUGAAGUUCUCCUACUCCGAAAUCAACUUCCAGGACCUGAGCUGGUCCUUCCGGAAUCUCUACAAAUCCAUGCUCGAGAAGUCCUCCUCCUCCCAACACGAUUUCUCCUCCCUCCUGGGGGAGAUGCAGCCCUCCAACCACAGCUACUACAUGUACCAGCAGCCACAGGGGCCCCCCUCCGUCGGAGCCGUGCCCCCCCUCCACACUCCGACCUCGGAGAGCUGCCAGGGCAGCAAGCAGCAGGCGGGGGACGGCUACGGCCCCCCUCCCGUGAUGUCUCUGCACCCUUCCGCCAUGCAGCACGGAGGGUACCACCAGCACCAUCAUCCCCACGCCCACCCACCGCAGUCGCAGGCCUCCCUCAAUAACGCCGGCUUCGCUUUUCCCUCCGACUGGUGCUCCAACAUGGACUCUCUGAAGGAAAGCUUCAAGGCAGUCAAUCGACUCAACUGGUCCAGCAUCGAACACUCCCAGUUCUCCGAGUUAAUGGAGAGCCUCCGCCAGGCCGAGCGGAAGAACUGGUCCUUAGACCAGCACCACAUUGCCAACCUCUGUGACUCCCUGAAUCACUUCCUCACCCAGACCGGGCAGCUCCCUCACCUGGGGGGGCCCCCUCCGCAGCCCCCCCGCAUCUCCGAGUCCUGUGCCAUGAACAGCAACAAGCAGGAGCAGCCCAUGAGCCAAGUAAACUCGUAUGGCCAGCCAGCGCCUCCCCACCUGUACUCGGGGGGCCCCUCUCCGAUGUACCCUAUUCCCACCCAGGAUUCGCCAGGGUACAAUCGCCCAGGUCAUCAUUUGGUUUCGCGGCCCCCUCCCGGCGCCCCCGAGGAGAUCCCUGACGAUUUCAACUGGGAUUUGAUCACCUAGCAAGCGAGAGACUCGGCAGCCCGUCCCUCCCGGGGGGGCUCCCUGCACGAGAAGGAAGCCGCCCACGCCGGCCGUCCCGGGCCAGCGCUUGGCCUCCUUCCUUGCCUGUAUAUAGAUAUAUAUUCUCUACUUCAGCCGGAGAAGCUGCCACAAGAUGCUGCCGAAGAUAAUCUUCCUUGCGCUCCUCGUUUUUACCUUCUUUUCUUCUUCUUCUUCUUCCUUAUUAUUAUUAUAUUAUUAUUCCCAUCAUCAUCAUCAUCGCUGUACGCAGCCCUUUUUGCUCUAUCUGCCAGCUUCGGAUUUUACACGUUUAUUGAGCACCUUGUCUGGAUGCAAGUCAGAAGACGGCCUUGGUGCCGGAGGAGACUUCCAAAGAACGGAGGGCGUCGUCACCGCCAUCAUCAUCCUCAUCCUCAUCUUUGUCACCCCUUGCAUUGUACAAUCCCCCUUUCCCCUCGAGGUGGCCAGAGACUCCCUUGAUGGCUGCUGAAGUGAGUGCGCCCGUGGGUCUUGAGAGUCUGUAAGAAUUAUGUUCUUCCUAAAUGUUGUAACGUAUGUGUGUGUGUGUUGGGGGGGGGGGAGUUGGACUGGUCUGAAGGAGAAAGCCGCCCGCUUUCUUGCACCCGCGAGCGAAGGGAGGCCAGGCCCAGUGGCAAGAUGGGAGGACGGAGCUUGGAGAGACCGAGAGAGGCUGGAACAGGAAGCAAGGACGACCACGCCGGUUCUACUCUACUCUCUACUCGCAGGCGAAGGCGGCAGGGGGUGUGCAGCUGCUGCUGAGAGAGAAGGGCGGGGAAGGCCGUCCCCUUUGGCAGACCAGAGGUGCCGGAGGGGUCUGCUCCGCAUCAGGUGGACUGGGCAGUAAGGACCGCUGGACCAGACCCUUCAGGGCUCGCACCACCACCCCCUUCUCUCCUCCGUCCCUCCCCGAAGGCGACAGGGCUCUCGCUUUGGAUACGCAGAUGAGACAGACAAAUCAAGAAGAAUUGUACUCUUCUCCCCUUCAAGGUUUUUUUUUCUUUUUUUAACUUCUGGAUUUUACUUUCCCC
Crotalus tigris (Tiger rattlesnake) is the source of this 3021-nucleotide messenger RNA. It is a transcript of the gene FOXJ2, whose product is annotated as forkhead box J2. The record is from RefSeq and is a predicted model, not a curated record. The coding region runs from base 389 to 1972 and encodes 527 amino acids. Gene Ontology annotation, cellular component: nucleus. Gene Ontology annotation, molecular function: RNA polymerase II cis-regulatory region sequence-specific DNA binding; DNA-binding transcription factor activity, RNA polymerase II-specific. Gene Ontology annotation, biological process: regulation of transcription by RNA polymerase II. Lineage: Eukaryota; Metazoa; Chordata; Lepidosauria; Squamata; Viperidae. The transcript has 11 exons.